Brassica rapa (field mustard) is the source of this 2401-nucleotide messenger RNA. Its product is annotated as peroxidase 47. Gene Ontology annotation, biological process: response to oxidative stress; hydrogen peroxide catabolic process. Gene Ontology annotation, molecular function: heme binding; peroxidase activity. Lineage: Eukaryota; Viridiplantae; Streptophyta; Magnoliopsida; Brassicales; Brassicaceae. The record is from RefSeq and is a predicted model, not a curated record.
UCCAGAUUUAACAAAAAAAAAGAUAAAAACACUUCUCGGAUCAACUGUUCUUGUCCUAACCGGAUAAGGAAGUGGAACAAUGUAGCAGUAGCACUAGACAAUCCGCGUUGAAAGCACUGAGGUUAUUAAAAGUGAAAAUUGGCAUGCGAUUACAUUAACAAUACCAAACUCUCUUGUCCAUUUCUAUGGAUGUCUCGGGCUAAUGGAAGCCAGCUACAUGUCUUGUUUGACUUUUAUAUCUCUGAGUUCUCUUCAAUCAUACAUGCAUCUGUAUUAACUACUAUAGUCACUAAUCAACUCACCAUUAUCUUAUUCACCACUGAUGGAUAGUCAAAUUCUCUACAUUUCAAAACGAAAUGUAAGUUCUAAAAAUUGGAUCCUUCUAGAUAGCUAUAUGUAUUAGUUAUCUUGAUCAUGUCUACAAGAUCAACGUUAAUUCUAGAGAAGUCUACUAAUGCUAAUUUAUAGUGUCAAACUCCCAUAACUCCAUAAAAUUAUAAGAAUCAUAUCUUAUAGAAACCAAUGGAAUAUAAUCUUUUUGUGGCUAAUUUUGGUCUGAGUUUAUCAUAUCACUAUGUUUAAGUUUUUGCCGUUCGAGGCUUCUCGAAUCAGCAUGUUUAAGUUUUAGUUCCUUUGCCAUCAAAACUCGUUGCUUAAUUAAGAUUUUGUAUAUUUUAGUUAAUAUAAAUAUGAUUUGUAGUGAAAUACACAUUCAUCUUCAAAAUAAAAUAAAAAAAAAACAAGUUUUUGUAUUUUAAUAACAACUUGUGGUCAGGUAUAUUAAGCAUGAGGUACAUUUGGUAUUAAGUUAUUAAUACCAAUACAAUUUGUGGACAAAGCGAAGUCAAGUUUUGGCAAAGGAAGAAAUGGUUUUAUGUGUCAAAACAACGUGCCACUUUUUCAUGCAAUAACAUGCAAAUUAGGUCAGCCAUUACGAAUAAAAUAAGAUGAGUAAUUCACUUUGAUAAGAGUAAACGGGAAGCCACCAUAGACCACUAUAUCCCAUCAUGGGGCCAAUGGUCCAAUACACAAUUAUUAUCUAAUUUGGUUUUAUAUGUUCCAAUGUUUCAACCACUCCAAUAUCAUGAAGCCGUGACUAAGUGCGAGUACUAUAUAUAAGCGACAUAUACACUAGCUUGUAAACUUAAUAGCAUACUUUAAAAUAGCUUAAAACAAAAUACACACCACUAGAGAGAUGAAAAAUAAUAAGAUGGUUAGUGUGAAUUUAUUGAGAGUGAUUAUGCUGGUGCAUGCAAUUAUUGGGCUUCCUUAUAACGUGAGGGGGUUAAGUAUGGGUUACUACAUGAUGAGCUGUCCUAUGGCAGAACAGAUUGUGCAGAAUAGUGUUGACAAUGCUCUUCGAGCUGAUCCCACUUUAGCCGCAGGGCUUAUCCGUAUGCUCUUCCACGACUGUUUCAUUGAGGGAUGUGACGCGUCGAUUCUGCUGGAUUCAACAAAAGACAACACUGCUGAAAAAGAUUCACCUGCGAACCUGAGUCUACGUGGCUACGAGAUCGUAGAUGAUGCAAAAGCGGAAAUAGAGAAUACAUGUCCAGGAGUUGUAUCUUGCGCUGAUAUUAUAGCCAUGGCUGCUAGAGAUGCUGUCUUUUGGGCUGGUGGUCCAUAUUAUCAAAUAGCAAAUGGAAGAUUUGAUGGUAAAAGAUCAAAGAUAGAAGAUACAAGAAAUCUUCCUUCACCUUUUCUCAAUGCCUCUCAACUCAUUCAGACUUUUGGCCAACGUGGCUUCAGUGUGCGGGAUGUUGUUGCUCUCUCCGGAGCACAUACCCUUGGAGUUGCACGAUGCUCAUCCUUCAAGGAUAGACUUACCACCCCAGACUCUACCAUGGACUCCUCUUUUGCAAAAACUCUUUCUAGAACUUGCAGUGCCGGUGACAACACAGAGCAACCAUUUGAUGCAACGCGUAACGAUUUCGACAAUGCUUACUUCAAUGCGCUUCAGAGGAAAUCAGGAGUCCUCUUCUCGGACCAAACCUUAUUCAACUCACCAAUGACCAGGAAUCUUGUUAAUGGCUAUGCCUUUAACCAAGCUAUGUUUUUCUUUCAUUUCCAACAAGCCAUGCAGAAAAUGAGCAACCUUAAUGUUAAAAUUGGUUCUCAAGGUGAAGUCCGUCAAAAUUGUCGCAGUCUUAACUAAGCAUAUAUGCCAAAAUGCAUUAAUGAUUUUUGUAUUAAUGCUCCAACCUUUGGUUAUAUCUCUACUCUCUCAUAUGAUUCAUGAUGAAUCUCUUGUGCUACCAUGUAAUAUAAUUGGUGUAAUCUUAUCAUAAUAUGUAGUUGUAUACUUAUUGUUUGUGGGUUUCAGAUAUCAUCACAGUGUGUGACCUUCAUCUAUGUAUUUAACAGAUAUGAUCUUUCUCUCUAUCCAAGACAACAUUCUAUU